UAUUCAUGGAAAAAAAUUGGGAAGCAGUGAAGAAAUACUACACGGAGAGAGAUAGCGCAUACCUGGAUUCUUCUCUAACAGUCACCAAGGACACUGCACUUCAUAUUGCUGUUUUCAGCAAAAACAAGGAAUUGUUGGAGUUUUUAAUAAAGCAUGGGAGAUGGAGAGGAGAGAAGAGGGAAGGUGGCUGGAAUAUAUGGGGAAACACACCACUUCAUGGAGCGGCAGCAACUGGAGAUAUAGAAAUGGCACGAAUCUUAUUGGAAUUGGACAAAAGCCAACUUGGCCAUAAAAACAAUAUUGGUGAAACUCCUUUGUUUAUAGCCGCUGAAUUUGGCAGGACAGAAAUGGUUAAGUUUUUGGUUAGGAAUGUUAUUGAAGAGAUUAACAGGGAAAGCGGCAUGAUGAAAAAGCACCGCAGGCGAAAAGAUUCCACAUCCAUUCUUCAUAUAGCUAUCCUUGGCAUCCACUUUGAUACAGCUUUGGAGUUAUUAAAAUGGGAUUUUUCACUUCGAGACUUGAGGGAUGAACAUGGCACGACAUGUUUUCAACUGCUAGCUAACAUGCCGUCUGCUUUCAAGAGUGGACACCCCAUGAGCGUAUUGAAGGGGCUACUCUAUCUUUGCCUUCCAGAUGAUGAUGGCCUUCACGAUGACAAAGAUAAUGAAACUUUGAUUACUUCAAGAGGAAGAGCAGAUCUUGAGCUUGGCAGUGGCUGGAGUACUCGUCCCCGCCAAUUUUGCUACUUAAGUGAUUGUAUAGCCAUGUCAAGGAUAUACUAUACUGUUUGGUGUUGCAUAGCUCAAGGAUUUUCAACAGUUAGAAGACUUUGGGACAUAAAAAUACAGCAAAAGAGAGUGCUGAGGCUUGCUACAAUUCUAGCUCAAACAGACAAGUCAUGGUUGGGUACAAUCGAGGACAAAGAGGAAGCAAAAGAAGAUGGGCUGCAUUCCCGUCCUACUUUAUCUUCUGAGACUCCACUAAUUUCAGCAGCAAGAAAUGGGAUCACAGAGAUUGUAGAGGUUAUUCUCAAACGGUUUCCUCAGGCAAUUGAGCAUAGAAAUGACCGACUUGAGAACAUACUUCACAUUGCAGCAAGAUAUCGAAGGAAAGAAAUCUUGGAUCUUCUACAAUAUUUGCAUGUUCCAACGCUGAGGCUUAAGAGGUUGAUCAAUGUCGAUCUUGAAACCAUUUUGCAUCAAGCUGCAUACUUGGGUGAGCAUCGGUUGAGGGAUAGGCCUGGGGAAGCCCUCCGCAUGCAGUCAGAGAUUCAAUGGUUCAAGCGAGUGCAGAAACUUGUACCUCCACAUUUCAUCAAAAACCGAAAUGUUAAAGGUCAGACUGCUGAAGAAUUGUUCACCAUCCAACAUAAGAAACUGGUGGAAGAUGGCCAAGAAUGGCUAAUGCGAACAGCAAAGGCAUGCACUAUAGUUGCUGUCCUAAUAGCCACCGUUGCUUUUACCUGUGCCUACACCAUCCCUGGCGGUUCCAACUCAAGAACAGGACAUCCGUUGCUCCAAAAAGAAACUCCAUUUCGCAUUUUCACAAUCUCAGACACAGUAUCACUCUGUUUUUCACUGACUUCUGUGGUCGUGUUCCUCUCCAUUAUGACAUCGAGAAUGCAUGAAAGGGAUUUCAGGAGGUCUCUUCCAUUGAAGCUAGGCUUGGGACUGACUACAUUGUUCUUUGCCGUGGCAGCCAUGAUGGUUGCUUUUGCUGCUACAUUAGUGCUUAUGAUGCGACAGAGGCUACAUUGGGCUGCAAUUCCAAUUUACACUGUCACUUGUUGCCCAGUCACUGUUUUUAUUGCGCUUCAGUUCCCUCUCUAUCUCAACAUUGCGUGGUUUACUUUUAGUGAUGUGCUACAGAGUCUCAGUGACUCUCUUCCUCUUGGGAAAUGUGAGAUUUUGAGGUCUGUGGAGUAGCACUUGGGAUGAUUAUAUAGCUAUCUAGGCUAUGCCUAAAAUGUCUUGUUUUUGAAUAAGUUGACCAACACAACUUUUUUCACAACUUACUUGAAUGA
Quercus lobata is the source of this 2023-nucleotide messenger RNA. RefSeq lists its product as uncharacterized. Gene Ontology annotation, molecular function: protein binding. NCBI's taxonomy places the organism in Eukaryota, Viridiplantae, Streptophyta, Magnoliopsida, Fagales, Fagaceae. Gene Ontology annotation, cellular component: membrane. The transcript is spliced from 6 exons. The coding region runs from base 6 to 1925 and encodes 639 amino acids. The record is from RefSeq and is a predicted model, not a curated record.